Molecule: messenger RNA, 3863 nt
Organism: Contarinia nasturtii (swede midge)
Lineage: Eukaryota; Metazoa; Arthropoda; Insecta; Diptera; Cecidomyiidae
Product: protein rolling stone
Exons: 9
Coding region: 872-1891 (339 amino acids)
Cellular component (GO): membrane
Source: RefSeq, a predicted model, not a curated record
AACGCAUUGGAUGCUGAGUUUUCUGCAAAAUCGAAAACUAUACCACGUUUUUUCCAUUAAUACAUUUUUAUUAUUUCUAAUUUUCGUUUUUUUAUUUCUAAUUGGUGAAAAAAUAAAAUAGUCGUGUUUAACCUUAAGUUUAACAUAGAAAUUAAAAUUGUGACACAAAAAAGUGUUUCUAUAUAGACUAGGUUGGCAGCUUGAUUGUUACUGUGCAAACUUAUUUCGAUAAAUAAUUAACGAGAAAAAAGAUUUUCUGCAAAUUACAUGUUCCUGUGUAUAAAAAAGGAAAUUCAAUGUGAUUAAAAGAUUUCAAAAUAGAGUUUUUGUUGUGAAAUCAACGUGAAUGUUAGAAGACUGUAGCAAAAAUUUGAUAUGAUAUCUGUCAUCCAAAAUCGAGGUCAUUUCAUUUGAGCUGGGAAUCAAAGUGAAGUGCUUCGAAUAAACGUGUAAAAUUUUGUCGCCCAUCGAAUAAGAGCAUUCGCCAUCAUAAUAAUAAUUUCGCCAGUGCAUUUGGUUUCUUAAUUUAUUCAUUUUGUGUCAGCCUCGAGGACCUUUACUCGUGUAUGUGUGCAUAUUCAUGUGAACAUUUAACUCUGAAAGUAGUUUUAUUACAUAAAAUACAUAUAGUUGGCAAAGGCAUCAAUUGCAAACCAUCUUGCUGUCACCAUCGACGACCGUCAUCAUCCAUUUGUUCGUUGUACAUCAACAUUGUACACGACAGGCAAUUCACUUCGUAUGUGUAGUACAAAAAAAUGAAGAACAACCGCCUAUAAAAGUUUUUGCUAUAAGCAUUUGUGCUCUGGCAGUCUCGCCAUUCGAUGUGGAGAAUUCUGUUGCUGGGAAAAAGAACAUAUAAAAUAUUUACAAAAUGUCCAUGUCCAUGUGCACGAGCUCACAUCAAGAAGGAUUGACUGAUAACGGUGGAAGGGCGUCACAGCAAUUGUCAGUGCUUCAGAAGAUAGGAAACUGUUGUUUCCCACCAGCUCCACAAUCACAGCAAAUUUAUCGAUAUAAUUUCUAUUUGUGCCAAUGGCAAAAUGAUCAUGAUGUCAGCAUUUUAUAUUUGAUAUACCGUUGGUUCGCUGCGAUAUGGUUUUUGGCUGUUUUAAGUUGCUCACUCCUUGACAUUGGCCGUGCUGAUGAACCUCGAUUCGAAAAUCACUAUGCCAAGUGGUGGAUCGACUUAACGAAUUGGGGACUAGUCGUGUGUUCAGUACAAGCCUGGCUUGGUGCAAUGAUUGUAACGCAAGGUCUUAUGGUCGAUCGUGAUGAUUUUGGCAUGCAACGUAAGGUGAAAAAGGGUUGGUUGCGCCACGCAUAUUGGAUUUUGAACACAAUAGCCACCGUAUACUCAUUCAUAAUAACAUUCUUUUUUUGGACAAUGCUGCAUGAUCCAGAAAGGGACAAAAUUGAUGCGAUCAAUUUGAUGGUUUACGUUUUUAAUUCGGUAAUCAUGCUUAUCGAUUUAAUGACUGUAACACAUCCCGUUAACCUUAAUCAUGGUUAUUGGACCAUGAGUAUUGGAAUUCUUUACACUCUAUUCACUGUUGUUUACUUUAUUGCUGGCGGCACCACUCGGACAAAAUCAAAAUCAAUUUAUCGGCUCCUCGAUUGGCGAAAACCGGGAAAGGCAAUAGUUGUUAGUUUGGCAUGUAUAUUCUGUGUUUUUGUCGUCCAUGUAUUGGUCUACUGUUUGUACCGUUUUCGAGUGUGUAUUUUUCAAAAAUUUUGCAUGCGUCAACGUACCUUCCAUCAAUAUGCAAGGGGUGAUGAUCAAAUCAUCAUUGAAAACAAUCAAACACUUAAAAUUGCCCGCACGCCGUCAUCCUAUGAUGAAUCGAAAUCCGAUCAAUUUUUCAAUCCAUCAACAGUUGUUGAGCUUAAGUAAAUAAAUGGUAAACACGUUUUUUUAACACUAUCGAGUUUGUUAAAUUUCUGUUGAUGUGGCAUUCGGUCGCCCUCAGAAGAAAACAAAAAUUUAAAAAUAAAUAAAUAAAUAAAUUGCACAUACUCGCUAAAUUUUAAUCUAGACAACAACAACAAAAUAUAUAAUUAAAAAAAAAAAGAAAAAAAUCGUGAAACACAAAACAAAUUUCUAUUUGCAAACUAAAAUCUCCACAAAAUAUAUAUAAUAAAUAUAUGUUGUAAAUGUAAAUAUCAUAGAGUUCUAGCCAAAUGCCAUGAGAUUAAACCAUACAACUAGAAUGUUUGACAAUAUUAACCCUGAUUUAUUUCAAUACUAGAUGUGUUGUACACAAGUGAUAUAAUUAGAUUUAAGUGCCGUUAAAUUAAAAAGAAAAAAAAAACUACACAAACACACAAGUAAACACAAAAAUGACAUAUUUAGUUGAUUUAAUUAGUACAAAGAGAAUCUCGGCACCUUUAUAUUAUAUAUUUCAGUAGAAGAAAUUAAAAAAUUGUGAAAUAUUUGAAUUAAUACUUACGUAUUUAAAACACACACAAACAUAUGGACGCUACAGAAUUCAACAAGAGAAUUAGAACUAUUAUCAGUAUAUUUAACAAAAUUUGAUUCCUUCCAACAUUUAACGGAACCGAGAGUUCAAAACAAUCUCUCUCUCUCUCUCUUAAAAAAUUGCUCAACUUUGCUAGCUUUGAAUUUAACAGCGGUAACACCAAUUCAUCUACGCAAAAACACUUCAAAUUCACUGAAUCGAACAUGUAUUAAAUAAAAUUAUAUUCAAGUAACAGAAACAAAAACAUAAAAACAUACGCACAUGAUCAUGUAAUCGAGAUGUACGCGCAUGAAUUAAAUAGAUUGUUUGCGUCAUCUGAACGAUCCUGAAGAGUGUACGCUUUGACCAUUUUGAUCAGUGUGUCUAUAAUCAGUUAAGGAGACUACAACGACUAUAUGAAAUACGCACCGUUUUAAAUUUGUUUUUGUUUACAAUUUUCGUCACAAUGCGUCACUCACUCAACGUGCACACAUUUUUACAUUCACAUUUUUCUUUAUUGGUAUUUAAUAUACACUGUAUAUGAACAGCUGUGUGCUGUAUGCAGAAUGCUAAAAAUGUGUGUUACUGCGCCUGGAACUGUUCUUUUUUCGCAUAUGUUUGCUUAUUUUUCCCUUUGCAAAGCGCAACCGUACGAUGCGCUUCUUUGAAUUUCUCUACACGCCACCACUCUAUAGUUUAGUCUAUAUGUGUGUCUUGUUUCGGCAAAUCCACACUUCGCAGUGACGCUGUGCGCAAUUCAAGUUAGUCUUAAUUGUGGUUUUCGAUGGAAACAAGCUCAUAUGAGAGCGCGCUCAUGAAAUAAACAGAAGCUGCGAUUAGUUCAAAAAUCUCUAUUGAAGUUGCGUGUUGUGUCUACUUUUUUUUCUUUUCCUUUAUUUGGUCUUAUGCUAAAUCGAAUUGAAGCAUCUCAUUGCUGUUUUAUAACAGUACUUACUUUAUAAAGUGAUCAUCAUUACAUUUGAAUUUGGCACGAGUGUGACAACCUUUGCAACAAUUUGAAAGCAUUGUGCCUACUGCCUACACUAUGUGAAGACGGUCAAAUUUAUCGAAUACGCUGUGGAAAUUAACUGUUCACCCCGGAAAUUGGAUUUCAAGUACAUUGAACAACAAUUAACAAUAAAACGGAUGACAGUUCAGAGUGAUUUUGGAAAUUAUCGUUGUUGAAUAUUAUUUACGAAAGGAAGGUUUAUUUGUUUACUUAUUGCAGAGCUGGGCACGAACAGUCGGUCGUUCGUUCGUAAAUUGUAAAAAAUAUGUUUUUGUGGUCGGUCGUUCGUUCGUUGAAAUCAUUAAUGAUCAGUCGGUCGUUCGUAAAAAUUGAAAUGUUCGUUGUGUUCGUUCGUAUGUGCGAUCGAACACCGAACAUGUCCGGAUGUCCGGAUGUUC